Molecule: messenger RNA, 2781 nt
Organism: Plasmodium gonderi
Lineage: Eukaryota; Apicomplexa; Aconoidasida; Haemosporida; Plasmodiidae
Exons: 7
Coding region: 1-2781 (926 amino acids)
Source: RefSeq, a predicted model, not a curated record
AUGUUUAGCGGCAAGAGUCCAAGAAAGCCAUCAGAAAAUAGGCAUACUAAAAAUUCUGUAAAGAAAGAAGAAAAUGAAAAUAAUAGAAAACAAAAAAGAAGUGAAAAUCCAAGGGAGGGGAAUUACAGCUACAUGCGUAAUACAAAAAGUGAAGGAAAUCCACAUAUAACUAGUGACAACAGAUCACAUGAAGAACAACAAAAAAAAGGAAAUUUUCAUAACUCGAACAAUGGGAGAAAUGAAAAAAAUAAAAAAGGGGAUUCAAAUGAAGAUGCUAACACUAACGCGAAGGGAAAGAAUAUACUAAACAACUCAACUAGCGUAUCAGUAGUAGUUGAUAGCAAUGAAGUUAUCGCUGAUGAAAAAAGUCCAGUAAAGAAAACAACAAUUAAAUGUGAAGAUGAACAAAAUGAUGACUUAAAAAAAAAUAAUAAAAGAACACUGGAUGAAGAAAUGAAGGAAGAAGUUGGAAUGAGUUGUAAAAAACAAAGAAUUGAUGAUCCUACAACAAACCCGCUAGAAUUAAGUUUAUAUGAUGAAUUUAAAAAUUCCAUUCAUUGUAAUGGAAAAAAUUAUGUAGACUCCUAUAUGAAAAAAAUAAAAACGAAUUUCUAUUUUUACUGGAAUGAAUGUGAACAUCAAUUGAAGGAAUUACAGAAACGUUACUUGGAGAAUGAAAAAUUAAUCAGGGAAAUUGUCCAGGAAAAUAACCUCCUUAUGAGUGAGAACAGCAAUACCACGGAUAAGGAAAUAGAAAUAUGUGGAAAUGAGAUUCACGGAAAUGAACCAACCGAAAAGGAGAACGUAGAAAAUUUCAAGUGUCCCACAGGGGAUAUGCACACCCAAACUGCAAAAAUAGAGAAAAAAAGACAAAUACUGAACAACAUUCUGAAUAUAAAAAUGAUUUACAGGAUUAUAGAAAUGUACAUGUUCACUAUGCGACAAUUUUCUCAUUUAUUAAAAGAAAAUAAUAAUUUCAUUUCCCUAAUUGUAGAUGAAGAAAAUAUCGAAAAAAAUUAUUAUGAACGAAUAAUGGGAAAUUUAUUAGAUUUUCAGGCAAAGAAUUAUGAAGAUAUCAAAAAACAUACUUUAGAAAAAAAAAUGUUAUGUAUAGAUGAAUUUUUAAAAAAUAAGGAAAAAAAUAGGAAUUACUCAAAAGAUGAAAUUUCUCAUUUUUAUACUUUGAAAUGUUUGGAAGAGGAGAUUUCUGAACGAACAGAUGCUAAAGCAAACUUACGAUUAUUAAUGAUAAGAAAGAAAGAGUGCGCAGAUGAAUAUGAAAAGCAAGAUAUAAGAAAAGUUACAUCCUUUAACAAAUUAUCAUUAUUCUCAAAUAGCAUUAAAAGCAUUAUUGAUAAGUACAAUUCAUUGGAUUUUCCACAAAUGAAAUAUUUAUCAGCAGUUUAUUUUAAAAUGGUUCAUGCGCAAAUUGACAUGAACGCAAACAAUAUUUCAUUUUUAAAUAAUAAAAAGCCUUUUAAUUUUUUGUAUAAUUUUAAAGAACCAAGUAGUAAUGGUAACAACAGCAGCAGUAACAAUAGUAGUAGUAACAACAAUAACAGUAGCAAUAAUAAUAGUUAUAACCAUGUUUUUACAUAUAUGAAAUAUGAUGUACUUACACAAAUUAGAAAGAACACGAAACGACUCUCUGCUACCACACAAGACGAUGUUCAUAUGGAAUAUGUGACCAUAAAUAUGUAUACAAAUGAUAACUUUGACAUUUCUAUUUUACCCGAUUUAUCAUAUCUUAAAUAUUUGAAAAUACAAAUAGAAAUUUCAUACUUAUGUAAUGGUGACUGUUUAGUGGCAAAAGCAAAUCCCAUCCAAUUCAUAGGACUCAAUAGUGGUAAUAAGUUUCUCUCAGAUAUAUACAGCAAUGAAGAUCAUUUCGUUUUGUUUUCUGAUGAUAUCUUCUCUUUUCACAAUUUUAAGUACGGAUUUCCCUUUUUUUGGCUCAAUGCCAUGGCAGAAAAGUCAUACAGAGCAAAUAUGGAAGGCGACGAGGCGGAAUCUAGUCAAGCAAGCAAAAAAGUGGAUAGCGGGAGCAGCGGAAAAAUGAGUGGCAAUAAUAGCGGCAAUAAUAGCGGCAACAACAGCAGCAACAACAACAGGAACAAUAACAGCAAAAAUAGCAGCAAAAAUAAUGUUUCCAGAGAGCGCCCCGAAGGUGCAAAGUUAGACAAAAAAAAGUUAUUGGAAAUAUACAAAUGGCAUUUAGGAAGAACCCUAGAUGUGUCCGUUUUUUUCUCCAAAAUAUUUACAAGAGUCUUAUUUAGGAUAUGGGACAUUUGGCAAAUUCGACACUACGAACAUUACCCCAAUGUUUUCCCUCCCUUUUCUCAUGAAAAACAUCUUGAGGCCUUAAAAAAAAUUCAGUCAGUUUCAUUACAGCAAAUAUCAUAUUUUGACAUUAUAUCUGAGGAAGCAUAUUUGAAAGAGGAAAAGGAAAAUACUGAGGAAUGCAGCAAAGAUAACAUUUACGCGUGCUGCCUUAUUCAGUUAUACGAGUCCUGUAUGAUCAAAGCAUAUAUCAAUGUUCCCUUCAACGGAAAAGAUCCCUAUUUCAGUGUAUUUUUAAGCAAAAAAAAAUACUUAAGGCGAUUGAAGAAAUUGCAAGACUAUUUGAACACGACGGUUGUAAAUAAACACUCAAAAGUUGAAGAUUCCCAAAGACAAAUUAUAUUAACAUUACAACUAGCAAAAUUAAGGGAGGGAGCUCAUAAAUAUUACAAAUCGUUCAGCAAAAAUUCGACUCUUAUGUUCGAUGAGGAUAUAAGUUGA